Spirometra erinaceieuropaei is the source of this 9029-nucleotide messenger RNA. NCBI's taxonomy places the organism in Eukaryota, Metazoa, Platyhelminthes, Cestoda, Diphyllobothriidea, Diphyllobothriidae. The record is from the annotation of a GenBank genome assembly.
AUGUCGCCGAUCCCCACCUCCUCCAUCACCCCAACCCCAACCUCCGCGACGAAGACUACUGCCAGCACUCCAACUGCCAUCACCGGCGACAACAUUCCUGAUGCCACGUCAGCCACUGUCCUCACCACCAUCGCCUUCGUCAUCAGCAGCGUUGACUCGAUUUCAAACCCUCACUGUUUGCGAUCAUGCCUGGCCGGGACUGGCGUACCAGUGCCAUGAGUUCCGACAUAUGCCCAUCGGAUCCGCCUCAAAUGUCUACACCGACCACAUACAUUUGCGCGCCGUAUAGGCUUCUUCGGCCACGAGAAUGGAAUUCCCCGCAAUAUCGGCAAGUGUAGCACAUGCUACACAUCUGACAUAUCUCCAACAGUGUGGUGGACAGUAGCAGCUUCACAACCGCUCAGCAGUUGCAAACAUAGCCUGUCCACAUUUCCGUCGCAAAUGCACAACAUGCACUGACCUGAUCAGUCACAUGCGAAUCCAGUACACAGACGCUGGCGAACCAAAGGCUGUAGCAACAACAUACACCAACUCCACCCGCCUUAACUGCAUACGCUACCCACACAAAUCCAUUCACCAAUUGGACGUAUUCGGUCACACGAGCAAACAUGAAAAUCUGCGGUGAAACACCGCCAGUCAAGCCAAAUAACCGACAGUUCGACCGUCGAUUUCGACGAUGUCCACCGUGUACCGCACAGACUGCAUUGUGGAGCAGGGACGGUGACUUACGCAGGGGUUUAUAGUGCCGGUAGACUUGCGUAGCAUCUACCUACACUCUCUCCUCCUCCCCCGCCUGGACCCGGUGUCAAGACAGAGUCAAGAAGACCGGAGACGAGGGAGGCCGCAGGUGAAUGGCUCGGACGGAUCCUCACCUUGGCGUUCCACUACACACCAUGGUCCACACAACAAUAACCAGGAUUUCAACCAGACAACAGAGAUUUGGAGGCUGGCACGGCCGAAGCCGCACCUGGGCGUGUCGCCAACGCCUGGCUCGGAUCCCACGCUGUGGUGGGAAUGCCAAGACAAAGACAACAAGUCCGAAAGCGGGAGAAGGCGCAGGUGGAUGGGACGGCUGGACCCGCGCCUAGGCGUAAUCCUGACGUAAAUGAUAAUGUCCUCACGAAUUAACGAGUUAUAUCUCAAGAGCCCCUAGCCUUAAAGGCAGCAAGUAAAUCUGCGCAGUAAAUAAUAUAGAGCUUUUGGACGUUACGUAACCUGGCAACUGAGCGCGGCAACAAAUCAGUCCAGCAUGGCGAGUGUGUUCUUUUAUCGUCACAUUCAAACAAGCGAUCCGGGCAAAGAAAACGAGACUUAAUCGUCAAAGGAAAAUCAGUCCGGUAGCUCACUACAAUCCCACACCCCCUGGUCCACUAUAAACACAUGGCCAGAAUUUUAACCAUGAACAGAAUCAAAACGAGUCGGAAAGGCGAGGAAGACUGGGCAGUCAUGCACACGAUCUGCAUACCCAGAGGGAGCAUACGUGCAUCUACCGGCAGGGAAUCAGGAGUCAGAGAACUGCCAUCGUCCACCAGGCUGCGAGGGCGGUGGUUUGCUGAUCCUGGCAUAGCAGACGCCUACAUUCCCUGGGCAUCACCCAAUAAAAGCACAGGAAGGGCACGCCGCGCGCAAGAGGGAAUCGCGCCCUCGUUCCCCUUUCCAUGUUGCCUCCAUUUUAUUAAAGCACGACAGGGAACCGAGCAAUGAACACCCUUCAUGCGGAAUUCUGGCAGACUGUGGGAGUCCAGGUCGCGUGCGUGGCAGGCGCCGACGGACCAUUCGUGACCUUCUUGGCCAGUAAUUCUAAUCUCAGUUUGCUGACCACCUGAGACUAUUGCCUGGCAUAGGAUGGAGGGAAGGGAGAGUGAUGUCGACACUCAGUGCAUAAUUCACGGUGAGAUGUGAAUCGUUGCUUGGAAGGGCGCCAUCGGACGGGAUUAUCUGCGGUGAUACGCCGCCAGCAGUCAUACCCCACCACCAGAACUGCACAUUCACACCACACUUCCACUCAGUUGAGACGCGAGCCCUCUUGUUGUGCAAAAUCCUGAUCCUUUGUGUCUGGACCAGGAUGUGUGUUGGCACCCUUGUGCGCGGGUCCACGCCCUGUCGACCACCGGCGAAGGCGUAGGUGGAUGGAUCGGCUAGACCCUCACCUACGCGUUACACCACACGCCCUGGUCCAUAACAAACACUUAACCAGAAUUUUAACCAAGAACAGUAUCAAAACGGAUCAGAAAGGCGAGGAAGCCGGGGCAACCAUGAGCAUGACCUGUACACCCAGCGGGAGUGCAAGCGCAUCUACCGGCAGCGAAAAAGGUGUCAGAGAACUGCCAGCGCAUGCCAGGGGCGAGUGUUGUGGUUUGUUAUUUUCGGCGUGGCAAACGUUUAAAUUCCUUGAGCAUCACCCAACAAAAGCACGCGAACAGCACCCCACAAGCAAGCGGGAAUCGUGUUCCUUGUCUGCUCCUCCAUGCCGCCUCCAUAAUCUUAACGUACGAGAUGGACGAACAGUGAAACCCAUUCAUGCGAAAUUCUGGCAGAAUGAGCGGCGCUCAGGUCGUGUGCGUGGCACGCCCAGACGGACCGUUCUUGAUACUUUCGGCCAAAAAUUCCAAUCUCAACAACUGUCCGGGACUAUUGUCUUGCACAGAGGAGAGGAAAGGGAGAGUGAUGUCGACACUCAGUGCAUAAUUCACGGUGCGAUAAAUGUCGUCACUUAGAAGGCUGUCAUUGGACAGGAUAACCGGCUUAUUCUUACAGGACUAAGAUUUAGGCUACAAUGACUCCGUCUUAAUGUGGCCUUUGUGGCACUUCCACUCGGUUGAGAUCAGAGCUGUCUCUCCUUUCCCUGAUGUCUGGAAUCCUGGUCCUUUGUGUGUUUGACCACGAUGUGUGUUGGCACCCUUAGGCGCGAGCUCACGCCAUGUCGACCACAGUCGACUUGUGUGGGCCUUAUUGCGGAGCGGAGGUGGACGACGGUGAAUAAAGUGUGAUAGACGCUGCGCAAGGCCACUACCUCCAUAAACUAGUUCACGCACAUGUCAUCGUUUCUGCGCCCACCCUGUUGAUGGGCACAUGUUGUCCAUCGUCGAAAACGACGGAUGAACACUCGUCAUGUCGCCUGAGGGAUGAUGAUGUUGGCGUGCAGGUAGUCGGACCGAUUCCGUAUUUUCACGUAAGAAAUAGCUUUUCAAGUGUUAGUUUUAUUACAUUAGCCAAUAUUGAAGAAAAUGUAUCCAGAUCGGAGGACGUGGGAGCGAUUCGAGGUAGAGAAGAUUAUGGAUUUGGGAUGCCGUAUCAUGAGUCAAAUGGGGAGGAAUGUUUUAAUACGGGGUAGAUGGUAAUUUAAAAGUUAUUAUAUAGGGGCAUAACCUGGAGUCUAGCCUUCCAUCUUUCACAAAAAUUCAGGAUUAACUCAUUUUCAGGCUCUAGGGUGCGAAUUCGAGAAUGACUCAGUCGAAUAAGAAGGGCGGUGGUUAUCUAGAGCGGUAAAAUCACCAACAUUCAUGUUUCGGACGUGCCUACUCGAGACAGCAUCAGUCCAUUUACGAAAACCUGCGAUGAAUGCGGACGUUAUCAGCAUUGACGAGCGUGUGGUAACAUAGGAAAUGCAGCUGAUGAAUACUGCUCCCAGUGUGCAUCCACAACUUCAUCCUGCUGCUGUCAUUCAUCAGUCAUGGAUCCGAAAUCUCGGACAUAUAUUUUUCAGCCAUAGGUCGUUUUAUUUUUGACUCGCAGUUAGUCCAAUUGCCUCGAGGUUGACACAAAGGAUGUAUUGGUCUGCAUGCGUAUGGAUACCACUACAGCAAUCUCCUCAAAUUUGCCCACCGAGCACUUGCACUUCCAGAGUGCAGAAAUCAUAUGAAUGUAAUGGUACAGUGGGCCUCUCUGCGUUUGCCACCAUUUAAUUUUGUAGAAUUCUCAUGAAAUACAUUUGCAAAACCGGAGGAAAGAGGGCAAGAAGGAGGAUUAGACGACAUGCACGAUAAACGAAUUACUUCUGCAUCUAAAACAUUCACAUAUGAAGACCUCGAGCAGCUUCCCACGUUUAAAUCAUUCACCAAUGUGUUCUGACGGUCGUAAUAUAUAACUAUUUGACAUUCCACUAAAUAGGAGUACGCAUUAACAAAAAAGAUGAUCCCUUCAGGGUGGGUAUGCGGAAUCUGUAGGUGGUAGCAUCUUUGCAACAUCAACUUGCACCUGACAGCCACAUCCACCGGCGACAAGGACUCUUCCUUUUCGUCUGGUUCGCAUGACGGCAGCUGAUAUCGUAGAUGGAGUAGGAAACACACGCAAGCUGUGGAGUAAGCUGUACCGAAGCAGUAUAUUCGGAAUAAGAGAUAAACUAAAUAACCACAGCUGCAUAAGUUUUACAUUUAAGCUUAUGUAAGUUAAGUAAAUAGGAAAAUGUCGUGAUAGCUGGCUGAAAUCCCCUUAAAAUUAUAUCCCAUGAAUGGGACUUUAUUUCAUAAACAAGACUUAUUAACGUAGAAAUACACAGUCGAAUAUAUCGGGCUUUCUAUCGAGGGUAAUAAUGCACUUGUUACCGUCAAAUAGCACCAUCUGGAAUCUUUCUAAAACUACCCUAAUUUAACUCAUCCAACAAUGAAAUUUAUUAGGAUAACGGAGAUUUAUUGAUGACUGCCAUCCCAAGAUGCCCUGUUACACUGAAGUACUGAUAGAUAGCUGAAUAUCUCGAAUAAUUGCAAAGGGCACACGCAGAGGUUUUACAAGCAUACGGGUAAAAGAUUACUACUUCUCACAAAUGGAGCUCCGUCAACCGUCUAUUAACUCUAAUUAAGAACCACAACUGGGAAAAAGGAGGUAAUCUGAUGAGCUACACCCAUCAUUCACAAGACGUUAGUAACCCCAUUUGCCUGUCGAGUAUUUCUGCGUGUCUUCUCGAGCAGACUCAUGUUAGUCGAGGUGCUCCGCUUAACAAUAAUGACAGCUGAUCUGAGAGGAAGUGGGGUGGGUGGAGGAGGGGUGGGGGUUGCUAUGUGCACACAGAAGCCAUGCUCGCGUACUGUGAGUAAUGAGAGCAUCGAUCCAGUGCCAGGAGAAUGACGCAUCCCGCAGCUCGCAGCCUCGCAAAUGAAAGCGGUAUUGGAGGAGAGAAUACAGGUGUAUGGAACUGCGAGUUAAGACUAACCUCGAUGUGACAGUAGGCGAUUCAGAUAGGGGUUUGAGUGGAGGGCAUUUCACUACUCUAUGCCACAUAGAGUCUGCUGAAAAACGUGUGCUCGAUAAGAGUUUGGCGUACACAUCGCUUGAGAAUUGCGUUGCAGUCUCCAACGCAUACGGUGACUGUCGGAUCUUGGUCUAAGUUAAAGUAAAUGAGGUAAGAACCAGUGCAUCUAUGAAAAUAGUGUCAGAGUUAGUAACUUGAUGUACAGAUCCAAGUCUCCGUUUCUAUAUCCGCAUAACUGAACGGAAGUUCUUCAGGACUACACUAUAACUGGCUGACUGCCCAUUGUUAGGACACUGCAUACGAUCACGUUUGACCUAAACUUUAAGUGAAUAUGGAGAGUUCGCAGUGAGUUUUUGUAAGCAUGCCAGGCAAGCAAAUACCCCUUACCCAUUUGGCCAUAAAGGCAGACGCCCACUUCAUCCUCUUAUGCACUUCUGCGUUUCAUGCUGUCGGCGAAUAAGGUUCUCUCAGCCAUCAGUCCGCCCAACGGGCGGUUGAAAGUGCCUGAAAUAACUUGCAAACGCUGGACAAACAACAUCUGAUCGCCAGUUUACGGUACCUCAUUCACAUUCCGAAUAGCACAACAAGUUCGCCCAAAGGGAAUGAGGCAUGAGGACACCCGCAUGCACCAUGACGAAAGUCGAUCCGGGCACUAUUCAACGUGAUCUUCUCUAGGUGCAUGCUCCAUUGGAAAAUGAAAAAAAACGUAAAUUCUUGAGUUCUGGACGUAAAAGUGGGUUAACAUCCCCAGGUCAGGGACGCAAGGAGACAAAAUCUUAUUUGCAUUAGUUCGUAAGUUAAAUGAUCCGCCUCUAAACGGUACGAAAGCUGAAUAUUGUGUGUCAUCAUGCAAAGCCAUUGAAGGCCGCAGAUAAAGGCAACUAAGAUGAGGAAAUAUAACACACUCAAUCAAUGUAAUUGACGGUAUUCUGCGCACACAGCCGUGGCACAUGUGAUAAAUGAAAUUGUAAUUCUAGAAAAAUUGCUUACCUAGACCUACAGUGACAUUUGCCUGUAUUUUUGCAUCGAACUGGAGGAAGGUCUGAAAGCGGUGUCAUAUGCAGUUUUGUUUUUGGCCAACUACUACUACUACUACUACAAAUCCCGAAUCGAUUGGGAGGUCGCCAUGUUCGUCGAAGACACAGAAAAGAUGGACGGACGUCAAGACUGUUCACGACGCGGAGAAGUCGCAGUCGCACAUCAACAAACGAUGUGCUGGGCGAAACAGGUGGCCUAGUAAAAUCUGUGUCCAAGUGUUUAUUUUCAUAUAAAAUGGAAUGAUUGCAGGUGGAAAGAGCGGGACGCAAGCGCAACAGCAAACCCGGUUCAAAAGACCCUUUUUAAAUCGAAAAAGAAUACCUAAGUUUUUGCGAAAUAAAUGCCAGGAUGAAUAACAUUUUGCGUGUUUUCUUUAUAUGUAAUCAGGCCUUUUUACCCACGUGAUUUGUGCACCUAUAAGUUACGUAGCGUAUUCAAAACACCCCGUCCAGGCGUGACUGUAAUAUAUUUGGAUAAGGUUGUAAGAUAAACAACAGUACACAUUUAGUGAAAAAGCAAAUUCAAAUCGAAGACGAAUUUAUGGAUAUCGACCAACAUUUCAUGAGAUACUGCGUGUUGACUUACACUUGUCUGGAUAGAGAGCCCACCGAUCCGUUGCGGAAUCCGCUAGCCUCAUUCUCUUUUGGAGCCCCGUGAACAGUCUCAUUGGGACUGGUAUUGUAUGCAGAAAUAGAUAUUGUCGACAAAUGCAAACGAGACUGGUGUGCCCACCCCUGGCUUAUUAGCCAUUCAUAUCUAACCGCAAGACUGACAAGCCCUGAGACCCGAAACCGCGAACUGUUGGUUGGGGCUCACGAAAACUUGGGGUUGCGCAUGGUUGGCUGAUGACGUCUAGGAAGGAAGAAAUGGCCAUUCCAGCUUCUCUGUCCUUGUCUUCAAUUAAUUUCUGCACUUUUGUCUCCUGAAACCUCAUUGGCCUGUGCAUUAAUAUUUCCACAUACCACCGACACUACUACUACCACCACCACUUCGAUACCAUGUAAAGCCAUUGAAUGUCACGAUCACCAUGAGUCCAACGACUGUUUCCACCGUAUGAAGCUUUAAUGGCCUGAAAGCUCUUAGCAACCUCCGCAGCAAUGCUCACCUUACUACGUGUAUGUUGUCUAUCGCAUAGAAAUACUGACUGCACAUCGGAAAUUGAGUCUGCGAGCAGACGGGAUAACUACAUGUACGCAUGUAAGUGGUAAUUGAGUGAGUGAGGGGAGAGUGUGGUAGCUGUUGUGCAAGUCUGUCUCACCAUAAACUAAUUCACGCGCAAGUCACCAGUGCUGCGAUCACUUCGUGGCACAUACGAUAGACAUCGUCCCCCACAACGACCGAAAUCUCAUAGUUUCGCGCGUGUAUUACGAACCCUUAAUCCGCUGGCUUGUCUGUCAGCGCUGAGAAGUACAAACUGGUAAUUGGCCUGAUCUGGACUAAUCUACCUCUGUAUGUCAAACGAUGUCUCUUCUCGCUGUUCACUUGGAUAGGCAUAUGGUCGCCACCAAGUUACUUUAUUAGCACUCAUCAAACCCAAACCGUGUGCCUUUACUUCACUUUCCACCCACGGUUUCCUCGUUGACAGCGCGUACUUCAGGUUAUUUCACAUUCAAAAGACGCCACUAGCAGCUUCUAGACCGCAUGGCCUUGUCUGAUAGAAGUACUGCGAUUCCUUGGCAAAUGAAAGGCGUGCGCAUUCUCACAUAAUCAAUCGACUCCCUAACUCUGCCAACUGCCGCCCCAUCGAAUCCACCGUUCGCUACAAUCCGCAGAUCAGUACCUGCAGACCAUCAGCGUGUGCAUGCGGGUGUAAAAUGUGGUGUUGGUGCAAUAAAAGGUGGAGUUCGUGGCGCUCACGGCAAUUUGUCGCAGUUGAUCUGGUUGCCACGUGAAAUGUCGAUCGCACAAACACAUUCCUUCGAAGAUGAAUUUCCCCUGAUUCGCAGCUGCCCUGCACUGAACGAAAUUCGCCUAGCUGGGGAGAUUAAAGACCUGACAAUAGAGGUAGUUUCGCCUGCUGUUACUGCUCUCUACACGUACAUUUCUAUGCACUAGGUAAAGAACGGCGAGGUUCUCCAUGCUCACCGAAUAAUACUAGCAGCUCGCAUUCCUUCCUUGCGAGCCACGCUCAGUGGUCCCCUCGGGGAGGCCAAUUCCGUCCUCAGAUGGCCAACAGUGCCUCUCAGGUAAAACACCCACCCGUCGUUUCCUGAGCUUUGCCUACUCUUUAUGCACUUUCCAGCCUCGCAACUGCGCUCAUUAGUUAUGUGUACACCGGCAAACUGGAGAUGACGCCAGCAAAUGUGAUGGGCAUGGUUGCGUUCGCAAAAAUGCUGAAGAUUCCUGCUCUGGAGAUUUGGGGAGCCAAUUUAAUAGCUGACAGGUAAGCAUUGCCCAGUUAUUCCUCUCUAACUGUCCGCUCUACAGUGUCACUUUAGAAAAUCUGGCAAACACUUGGGAUUUUGCGAAGUCAUUGAAUAUCGGAUUUCUGAUGGAUACUUGCAUCAAUCUAAUGGAGACGCAGUUUAUUCGUUUUAUCUCUGAUGACAUCUUUGUACGUUUGCCAGGCGAUACGGUGCUCUCAUUGGUCCAAAGCGAAGAUUUGUCAGUUGACUCUGAGGAACAAGUGUUUGAAGCGAUUUCACGUUGGGUUUGUCCUGGUGGAGUGGUUGAUGAGGAGAGGCUGAAUACAUACGCUCCGAAGAUGCUGAAAGAGGUCCAGUGGCAUCGGACCACUGCUCAGUUCCGUGAGCACUUGCUGGAUAAUCAUCAGAUAUACCAGACCAACGUCGAAUGUCUGUAA